UGAAGUCAUCAAGAUAUAUUGAGUCUCCAAUUUCCUGGCGUCUCUGCGGUGACUUUAGAGUCUUACUAUAUCGUGAUUUUUCUCCUACAAUUUAUCGUUCCAUAAAAGCAAACGAAACGCACCCACUUUUUCAAGGAAAUCCAGCAACUUUACUGGAGAUUUUCUCUUUUAUUGUUUUUCCCCGAAAAAUCUGUAAUGGGAAAUUGUGGAUUGUUUGAUCUAGAGAAGCAUUUUGCCUUCUAUGGUGCAUACCAUAGUAAUCCGAUCAACAUAGCGAUUCACAUGAUAUUUGUUUGGCCAAUCUUUUUCACUGCUCUUCUUAUUCUUUACUUUACCCCUUCUCUGUUUAACCUCAAGUUCUCUCUGUUUGGUAACGAUGUUUUUCUGCUUUUCAAUUUUGGUUUCUUGUUUACUUUGAUCUAUGCUUUGUUUUAUAUCUGUCUGGAUGCGAAAGCUGGUUCCUUGGCUGCUCUGCUUUGUGCUUUUUGUUGGGUGGCUAGUAGUUUUGUGGCUAGCUGGCUUGGGUUUUCUCUUGCUUGGAAGGUUGUUCUGGUGGCUCAAAUUGUUUGUUGGGCUGGACAGUUCAUUGGCCAUGGUGUCUUUGAGAAACGAGCACCAGCACUUUUGGACAAUCUCAUUCAAGCCCUGAUAAUGGCUCCCUUCUUUGUGCUACUGGAGGCUCUUCAAGAAUUCUUUGGUUACGAACCAUAUCCAGGGUUUCAUGAAAAUGUUCAAGCAAUGAUUAAAGCUGAAAUGAAUGAGUGGCAAGAGAAGAAGCAGAAGUUGCUCAAGUAAUUUAAACUGUGGUCUGUGUGCAAUUUACAUUAUUGAGCGCAUGCUCCUGAUAUGAACAUGGAUUAACAAGAAAAUCAUGGCCUCUAGUAUCCUUAUGAAAGCCUGGACGCUCUAAGCUUCAAGCCAUGUGCCAUUGAUAGAAUUGUCAUCAUCCUGUAUUGCACUGGAUGAUUAGGGACCAAGUCAAAUUUGAAAAAUCUACAGAGUAUGGCCAGUGUCAUCUUCAUCUGGAGAUAUGCAGAGUCCUUACCAAGGCAUAUUCUUGGUCCAGCCUAAACAUUAAAAUAAGGACUAUGAGCACUCACUUUUCUCUUCGUAGUAUCUUUUUUUUGAAAGGGUUAAAUCUCUUAUAGCUUACCUGAAAUGCAGUGAACUUGAAUGGAGAUGCAUUCUGGAAGAAACCAUCUUUGAGCCAUCUCUCAGGCUUGAAUGAAGCGGCAUCAGAUCCCCAGUUGUACUCCAUCCUGCCCAUUGAAUAGGGAACAUAAGUCACCAUCCCUCCUGCUUUGACUUUGGUUCCAUCAGGCAAGAUAUCAUCCUCCAGAAUCCCCUUGGGGUCCUACAAUCAUUGAAUAUUAUCUCACGUACCAACUACAUUUCACAUCAACAUUAUCCCUUAUUUACAAUUGGAGAAAAAAGGCAUACCUGAGGGACUGCUGGGUACAAGCGAAGUGUCUCUGUGAUCACCGCAUGCAGAUAAUAUAAUUUGCCCAAUGAAUCAUAAGUCAAGAAUCCUGCAUAUUGCACUGCUCUUUGAGUGAAGGAUUCAAGAUCAUCGAAAUCAAACUGGAGCAAUGUAACACUCUCUUCCUUUGCCCUAUCUUCCUCAAAAGUUUUGAGCUCAUUGUAGAGCUUCUCAGCUACAUGGUUAUGUGUCAUUAUCAUGUAUAUGGCCCAUGAGAGAGUUGCUGCAGUUGUGUCUCGCCCAGCUAUCACAAAGUUGAGGACAACAUCUCUCAGACUUUUGUCUGUCAAUUUGCUUUCUGGGUCUUCACCUAACUCAAUGAACCUUGAUAAUAUGUCAUGUUUCACCUGAUUUUUCCAAUCAUAAACGAGUACUUUGGUUAGUGAAGCCAUUUAUUUUCUUAUUA
Messenger RNA from Hevea brasiliensis (rubber tree), 1886 nucleotides. RefSeq names its product 2-hydroxy-palmitic acid dioxygenase mpo1. NCBI's taxonomy places the organism in Eukaryota, Viridiplantae, Streptophyta, Magnoliopsida, Malpighiales, Euphorbiaceae. The record is from RefSeq and is a predicted model, not a curated record. The transcript is spliced from 5 exons. Bases 196 to 795 code for a protein of 199 amino acids. Gene Ontology annotation, biological process: sphingoid catabolic process. Gene Ontology annotation, cellular component: endoplasmic reticulum.